AUGCUUUAUGCUCGAAGCCUAUGUACAAGUUUAGCCUGCGUUCUGAAAAACAUGAAUAAACGCGAAAGAAAGAAUGCUAAAAAGGCUGCAGCUAAAGCUAUAUUGACUAAGAAACGACAAGAGAAGAAACGAUUAGCGACUGACUUUGUGCAUUACGAAAAUUCUAGCAUCAGUGACUACUACAUUGAUGGGAUAUUUAGAAAGGUUUUCCCCUAUCAUUUCGUCUUCAAAGCUUAUGCAAAGGACAGGUGGAUUAAUCGUAAGCUCCGUGAUGUCCUGCAGUCUGAAUUUAAUAAUAAUUCUGAUGAAGUAAUCGCACAGAAAUGUGAAUCAGGUGAAAUCCUGGUAAAUAAUGCGAAAGUUGACCCUGACUAUGUUAUAAAUGACAGUGAUCUCCUUUCUCAAAAGGAUUAUGGUCUUCGUCCUCUACGAUUUACCCACCGCCUUGAUAGAAUGACUUCUGGAUUACUUUUAAUCGCCAAGAACUACGACACAUCUGUACGUCUGCAAUCACAAAUUAGUAGUAAGGAGGUUGCAAAAUAUUAUAUAUGUCAUGUCGAAGGCUGUUUCCCAACCGAACCAAUCAAUCAAUGUACUGGCUUUGAGAUAAACAAUGGAGUAGUGGUUUGUAGCCAACCUGUCGGGCCUAUCAGUCGUAGAAUGGGUGUACAUGGCGUUGUACCAGAAUCAGCUGGUGGGAAGUUCGCUCGGACACAUUUCUUACGCUUAAACUACAAUUCUGUCACGAAUACAAGUCUAGUCAUAUGUCGUCUAUUCACUGGGCGUACACAUCAAAUCCGAGUACAUGUGCAGUACUUAGGUUAUCCGAUUGUUGAUGAUCCCCUAUACAAUUCAGCUGAUUGGGGUGAAUUAAAAGGGAAAGGUGCUAAUUAUGGAAUGACUCUAGAAGAAGUUGUCCAAAGAUUGAGUGAUUCUCGUAACAGGGAAAAGUACAGAAUCCAAGAGACCGAUGAAAAGUUGGAAAGUUCUCUUGAUCCAAAUGUAUUAGAGCGUCUGCAAUUGUGUAAAGAUCCCUUAUGCCCUGAUUGCAAGCUUACUUUCAAGGAUCCAAAAAUGAAUAACUUAAUACUACGACUGCACGCUUAUCGUUAUAGUGGAUCUGAUUGGUGCUAUUCUGCACCUUUACCCAGUUGGGUUAUAAAUGAGAAUGUACCAGACUUGCAUGGUGCAAUAGAAGAGGCAAUGAAACAGUUAUAA
Messenger RNA from Schistosoma mattheei, 1218 nucleotides. NCBI's taxonomy places the organism in Eukaryota, Metazoa, Platyhelminthes, Trematoda, Strigeidida, Schistosomatidae. The record is from the annotation of a GenBank genome assembly.